Messenger RNA from Malassezia restricta, 264 nucleotides. RefSeq lists its product as uncharacterized. The coding region runs from base 1 to 264 and encodes 87 amino acids. Gene Ontology annotation, molecular function: RNA endonuclease activity. The record is from RefSeq and is a predicted model, not a curated record. The transcript has 2 exons. Lineage: Eukaryota; Fungi; Basidiomycota; Malasseziomycetes; Malasseziales; Malasseziaceae.
AUGGUGGUCCACAAGCCCGUAGUGGGAACAGGUCUUGCAUCAUGCUGUACUGUGGUGUCAGCAGCUGGAGUAAUUGUGCUGUCCAUUUUUGGCUGGGGCUUCUCGCACAACUGGGAGACGUUCAUGGGCUCCACAGAUGACCCAGCGGACGGCUCGGCAGUGGGUAUGACGUGUUACGGCGCAGCCUUUGUAUAUCUGCUAUUUAUUCUAUUCUGUACAUGUCAAAUGGGAGUCAACCGGCGGUAUCAACGUAUCCAGAUUUAA